Molecule: messenger RNA, 1176 nt
Organism: Penicillium bovifimosum
Lineage: Eukaryota; Fungi; Ascomycota; Eurotiomycetes; Eurotiales; Aspergillaceae
Gene: cbhC
Product: putative cellobiohydrolase
Exons: 6
Coding region: 1-1176 (391 amino acids)
Biological process (GO): cellulose catabolic process
Molecular function (GO): hydrolase activity, hydrolyzing O-glycosyl compounds
Source: RefSeq, a predicted model, not a curated record
AUGCGAUCCUUCAUCCAAUUCGUGCCCCUGCUGGCUUCUUCCGCCACAGCGGCUGCAAUUGCGAAUGCAGCUCGAGCAACUGUUACCACAGCAGCUUCGGCAAACCCCUUCUCUGGAUAUGAGCUUUACGCCAAUCCUUACUAUGCAUCUGAAGUUUCAGCUUCAGCUUUGCCGUCCAUGACGGGAUCUGCCCAAGCUGCCGCCAGCUCGGCUGCUAACGUCCCGUCGUUCUACUGGCUAGACACUGCAGACAAGGUGCCGACGAUGAGCACGUUCUUGGAGGACAUUCGAUCCAAGAAUGCUGCCGGUGCCAGCCCACCGAUUGCUGGCACUUUCGUUGUUUACGAUCUGCCUGACCGCGACUGUGCCGCAUUGGCAAGCAACGGAGAAUACUCCAUUGCCGAUGGUGGCGUUGACAACUACAAGGCCUACAUCGACUCUAUCCGCGAGGUGCUGGUCGAGUAUUCUGAUGUCCAAACCAUCCUGGUGGUUGAGCCUGAUAGUCUGGCUAACUUGGUGACCAACAUGGGCGUGUCGAAGUGUGCUAACGCGCAUGACGCUUACCUGGAGUGCACUAACUAUGCGGUCACCCAGUUGAAUUUGGACAAUGUUGCUAUGUAUCUGGAUGCAGGACAUGCGGGAUGGCUUGGUUGGGAUGCCAAUCUUAGCCCGGCAGCUCAGCUCUUCGCGGGUGUUUACAACGAUGCAAACAAGCCUGCGGCGAUGCGAGGACUUGCGACUAACGUUGCCAAUUACAACGCAUUUUCUCUGUCCACAUGCCCCUCAUAUACUCAGGGAGACAACAACUGCGAUGAAAAGAGAUAUAUCAAUGCCAUUGCUCCACUGCUUCAGAACGCAGGUUGGGAUGCCCACUUCAUUGUUGAUACUGGCCGUAACGGAGUCCAGCCCACCCAGCAAUCUGCCUGGGGUGAUUGGUGCAACGUCAAGGGAACUGGCUUUGGUGUUCGCCCCACCACUGACACUGGCGAUUCUCUGGUGGAUGCAUUUGUCUGGGUCAAGCCCGGUGGCGAAAGUGAUGGCACUUCUGAUUCCAGCGCAACCCGCUACGAUGCCCACUGUGGAUAUAGCGAUGCGCUUCAGCCUGCGCCUGAGGCUGGCACAUGGUUCCAGGCAUACUUCGCCCAACUCGUGGAAAAUGCCAACCCUUCGUUCUAG